CAAACAAGAAAAUAAUAAAUAAAAAUGAAAUACUGUGUUGUCCAUUGGUGCAAUAAUUCUAUUCAUAAAGAGAAAAAGACAGGAAAGCAUGUGGCUUUAUUUGCAUUUCCAAAAAAUCUGGAACAUCGUACAAAAUGGGUGAAAGCAUUGAAAAAUGUGGCCAUAAAAACAAAUAGCAUUGUAUGUCAAGAACAUUUUAAUGAAACCUGUAUGUACAAAACUGGAUUGUCAUCAUUACGCUUGUACGAAGGAUCUGUACCAUCUAUAUUUCCAUAUGUUUCUAAUUUAAGCAUAACAGAAAGUAUACACUGUAACGAAAACAAUAAUGCAUCUUCUGAAGUAUUGAUGGAAGAUGAAUCAACAAUUGGUUCUCAUCAAGGACAAAUACAAGAUGAUAUGACAUAUUCAACAAAAACCAAUACUGUGGUGUCAAGUAAUAAAUGUUUAAUAAGAUAUCCAAGAGAUAUUACAAUCGAAAAAGUGGCAAACAUGUCGUCAAGUAGUUUGAGGAAGUACGUUACUAUAUUAAGAAAGAAAUAUAAUGCUCAACAGAUUGCAAUGAAUCGUUUAAGAUCUCAAGUAUAUAGUCAGAAGAAAACAAUUGAGAGUUUAAAACAGUUGUUCACUGCUCUAAGAAAAAAUAAUCUUAUUUCCUCUAAUGCUGAGCAAGUAUUACAGCACAUUCAAAUGUUGCUAAUAUUAAUGAUGUUUGUGAUAGUGAUGAAGAAGAAAAUUUAA
This is a messenger RNA of Harpegnathos saltator (Jerdon's jumping ant), 738 nucleotides long. RefSeq lists its product as uncharacterized. Gene Ontology annotation, molecular function: sequence-specific DNA binding. The record is from RefSeq and is a predicted model, not a curated record. Bases 25 to 738 code for a protein of 237 amino acids. Lineage: Eukaryota; Metazoa; Arthropoda; Insecta; Hymenoptera; Formicidae. The transcript has 4 exons.